Molecule: messenger RNA, 1555 nt
Organism: Pseudovirgaria hyperparasitica
Lineage: Eukaryota; Fungi; Ascomycota; Dothideomycetes; Acrospermales; Acrospermaceae
Exons: 1
Coding region: 36-1373 (445 amino acids)
Source: RefSeq, a predicted model, not a curated record
UUGAAGUCAAACUCAUCAACUCCACGUCGUGGAAAAUGGCUGACCACGUGCCUGACGACGUCAUCGACCCUAUACUCCUUGUACAUGACAACUCUACGAGUGCUAAUUCGUCUGAAUCUGCAGAGAAACAGAAAAGUAUACUUUUACGUAAGCAACUAGACGAGGAGUCCGACUCGCCGCCAGUCGCCGAUAGUCUUCAAUCGCUAUCCGACUCUUCAUUAUCUGGUUCGAAACGUGGGCGAAGUGGUACUAUAGGUCUACAGGCGUCUGCCCCAUCGCCGAAGAGGGCAGUGUCAAGUGGACCGAAGCCGAAAUAUGAAGGGCGGACGUGGGCGACACCUGCGAUUGAGAUUCAGCUCUUGAAUUUUCUAUUGAGGAAACUCAGCCUUCGUACAGGCGGUGGUACCUUUCCGAAGGCCGUGUGGACAGCCGCAGAAAUAGAGUUAGGAGAACACGUACCUUUUAAGUUGACUGCCGCGAUGGUAAGGUCGAAGUUCGGAACCUGGAAGGAGGUCUAUAAAGCGUGGAAUGAGCACCUAAACGCCUUAUCAGGUUGGUGGUGGAGCGACACGUUAGGGACGUACCAGGCAGAUCCUGAGACUAUGGAUGAGUACUUCACUACUCAUAAGGAUCGUAGGAGGUUUAGACGUGAAGGUCCACCUCACCUUGAGUUGCUUGAACAAAUAUUCGGAGACGUGGUGGCUACUGGCCAGUACUCGCGGUCAAUUACCAAGGCUUCAUCAGCGUCAGCUAUACAGGUUGAUGAGGAUAGUGAUGAUGAGGUUUACCGUGGCGAUUCGCCGGCCGCCAACCAUAGUAACCCUAGAGAUAGGGUUACUACAACGCGAAGUAAGAAGAGACGUGAUGGAAGUGUGGAUAGGAAUACAUACUCUGAUGAUGACAAGAACCGGAUCGAGGACCGUAAAGCUGCGGUUCAGCGCCUUAAGCUUAAGAAUAGAGUUACACCGAGAAGCGAAGCUAUUCGGAGUAUUACUGAAGUUAUCCUCAAGACACAGAGUGACUUUACUCGGACGCUUGAAAAACAUACCUCGAGACAACAAGAUCCUAUCCAGUUGGCAGUCAAGAAGUUAGAAUUGAAGUACGCUGCUCUACUUACCGACGAUGACUUCGAUAAGGCCUGUCUCAUUAUCGCCAACCCUGGUACAGCCAAUCUCUUCCUUGGUAUGAGUGAUGAGAGAGCAAAAAAGUUUCUUAGAGGCCAGAUUAUCGAGCGAGGUGGAACUGCCUCCGGGUUGUUUCCUAUACCAGAAGUUAGCCGUUUGACAGUUGCAGAUGAGGAUAGGGAGAUAGAAACAACUAGCGAAGGUUCUGAGGUACCUGGUACAGUAGCAGGGCGUCCAUGGCAGCUAUAGUCGUGAUAGAAAGUAUAUGAAGUUGAGUAUACGUUAAUAGAGUUGAGAAUCCGUAAUAGUAGUAGUGACGUAGUAUCUACUAUUACUAAGCUCUGUUCACUUCUAAAUUAGGAGACGCUAGUACCUAUUCUAUAUUAUAUACGUCAUAGUAUAUGGAUAUUCGCGUCGAAACUGCGUUGUAU